AUGGAGCGGCGGAGACACGCGGUGCUGGGGCCGCCCGCGCCGGCCCCACGUGCGAUCUCGGCUUCUAAAGGUCGGAGUUGCCCCCGGCCGCAGCGCCUUCCCCACGUGCGUCCCCCGCGCGGGGAGCGGCAGAGCUGUCCCCCAGCGCACCGGCCGCCGCUCCGCUCCGGCCGCUUCCCGCUGCCGCUCAUUCAUCUCCCGCGCGAAAAAGAGCAGCAGGAAGCAAUUGAACACAUUGAUGAAGUACAGAAUGAAAUAGACAGACUGAAUGAACAAGCCAGUGAGGAAAUUUUGAAAGUAGAACAGAAAUACAACAAACUCCGCCAACCAUUCUUCCAGAAGAGGUCAGAAUUGAUCGCCAAAAUCCCGAAUUUCUGGGUAACAACAUUUGUCAACCACCCACAAGUAUCUGCACUGCUGGGAGAAGAAGAUGAGGAAGCACUGCAUUACUUGACCAGAGUUGAGGUGACAGAAUUUGAAGACAUCAAAUCAGGUUACAGAAUAGAUUUUUAUUUUGAUGAGAAUCCCUACUUUGAAAAUAAAGUUCUCUCCAAAGAGUUUCACCUCAAUGAAAGUGGAGACCCAUCUUCAAAAUCAACUGAGAUUAAAUGGAAAUCUGGAAAGGACCUGACAAAACGUUCAAGCCAGACACAGAACAAAGCCAGUAGGAAGAGGCAGCAUGAAGAGCCAGAAAGCUUCUUCACCUGGUUCACUGAUCACUCUGAUGCAGGGGCUGAUGAAUUAGGAGAAGUCAUCAAGGAUGACAUCUGGCCAAAUCCCCUACAGUACUACUUGGUUCCUGAUAUGGAUGAUGAAGAAGGGGAGGGAGAGGAGGAUGAUGAUGAUGAUGAAGAGGAGGAAGGAUUAGAGGAUAUUGAUGAAGAAGGAGAUGAAGAUGAGGGAGAGGAAGAUGAAGAUGAUGAUGAGGGAGAGGAAGGAGAGGAGGAUGAAGGAGAAGAUGACUAAUUGAACACUGAUGGAUUCCAAACCCCCUUUUUACCUUUUUAAUUUUUUCUCCAGUCCCUGGGAGCAAGUUGCUGUCUUUUUUUUCUUGUGCUCAGUCGCCUUGUUCUCUUGAGGUCUCUUUUUCUCUCCUCUACACCAUGGUUCACAAUUUAUUUUGGGGAAAUACCUUGAGCAGAAUACAGUGGAAAAGAAUCUACCAGUUUCUGUUUCAAGUUCAUUUUUAUCCCUUUCUGUCUCAAAACAAAAACUGUUUAUGAAUC
Ficedula albicollis (Collared flycatcher) is the source of this 1226-nucleotide messenger RNA. It is a transcript of the gene SET, whose product is annotated as SET nuclear proto-oncogene. Gene Ontology annotation, cellular component: chromatin; nucleus. Gene Ontology annotation, biological process: nucleosome assembly. The record is from RefSeq and is a predicted model, not a curated record. The transcript is spliced from 8 exons. Lineage: Eukaryota; Metazoa; Chordata; Aves; Passeriformes; Muscicapidae. Gene Ontology annotation, molecular function: chromatin binding; histone binding. Bases 1 to 966 code for a protein of 321 amino acids.